AUGCCGACCUCGCGCAAUCCCACGUCGCAGCAGACCAUCGCCGAUCACCGGGCCAAGUGUGAGCUCGCGCGCGCCUUCUCCCCCCCAUACCCCUGCGCCGAAGGCAAGCCUCGCACGGGAUGCUGACUCGGUGCCGUCCCUUCUCGCCCCUCCCACUCCCCUUUUCUUCUUUUCUUCUAUGAUUUCGCAGUGCGCACUACUACCGAAUUACUCAUGCGUCAGUUUGACCUCCUCCUCCCGCCUCCGAGGUUCAUGUCCCCCUCGAAGGAUCGACGGUGCUGACGUUCUCUGAUGGCCGCCGAUGCUGUAGGCAACGUCGAGUUCCCCUUGGCCCAAAGCACGGUAGGGAGGGUCGAUGCUUCCAAGUGUGAGUUGCCGGUGCUUACCGGGACAGGAGCCGUGUGCGCUGAUCGAGUUCGCCGGAGAAAAUCGCACUUGCCUGCAGUCGAGGUCGGGCUCGCCCCGUGGGACGCCCCUGUCGACUGGCCUCGGAUCGACCCAAGGAUCGAGGGCAAGUGA
Molecule: messenger RNA, 519 nt
Organism: Microbotryum saponariae
Lineage: Eukaryota; Fungi; Basidiomycota; Microbotryomycetes; Microbotryales; Microbotryaceae
Source: the annotation of a GenBank genome assembly